UGUUUUCUUGCUGGAUUACGAUGUCUUUCCCAGAGUUUUAUGAGUUUAUGAAGCUUUUUGUUGUUUAAUAAUCAAAACAAGACGGUUACGGAGACCUGAUUUUAUUUAUAUUUUUUUACUGUUUAACAAUCAAAAGAAGACGGAGACCGAGACCGAGUUGAUGGCCGGUCUGGUUCCUCCCAUGCCGCCUUAUCUCACCACCUCGCUCUCUUCACUGCUCCCCCGUGGCCUGGCCGUCGGGCCUUCGCAGCUUUGGGAGGGCAGGCUGGGGCUGUGGUGGGUGGGCCGCCCGCUGGAGACCGGGUCCCUGCUGGGGAGGAAGGGGGACGCGGUCUGGACCAGCCGUCAUCCCUCUGACCUACAGAGCCGAACCAGUGGGCCUGCGGACCUCCAGAUAGGAUCAGAGAAAGAACAGGCACUGAUGGGAUUAUCAGCUGCAGUACAAAGAGCCGUCUGGAUCAAUUUUGCGUGUCGAGUGCGAUGCAGAGCCCAGCGGACCGUGGCAGUGCAGUGCGUUUGCGGAGAGGCGUGUGGCGGCGAGUGCGCGGGCGUGUGUCUGCGUGCGUGUCGGGACAUCCAGCCAGGAACAGAGCUGCUGCUGUACGAUGACACUGUGGGAAAAGGUCAAACCACGGACAAACCAGGAGACUCGGCUGGACUCAAAGACGACCUCGUUGAGCGGACAACAGCACCAGAGACAGUAGUUACCGGAGACGCAACCAUUCAAAAAGGGGCAGAAGAGAAGGAGGUCGUGGAGGAUGAGGAACUACUCAGAAACCCUCCCAGAUCCAUCAAGAGGAGGAAGAGGAGAGUCAAGAAUAUCCUGUCUGAGUGGAGUCCUGGAAAUUCACAUGGCGUUGCCACAACUGAGGACACACGCUCAGAGUGCAACUCUGCAGAAGGAGAGACGGACUCCCAGGGACUCCCGGCUCCUCUUCCUCAUGUCCGCUCCAGCUCCCGUCUGGCUGCUAAACCCCGACGGGUUCACUGUCUGACCGGUAGGGUGAAACGGCUCCCCGCUCCACAUGACCCUCCCAAACAGACCGAAGGACCGAGCAGGAGACGUGACAAGGUCGCCGUGGUUUCUUCAAACACGUCCCGCUGUGAGGCAGAGGCAACCGUGGCCACGUGUCCUGCCGAGGAGACGCCUCGGUGGCAUCCAGAGAACAGGGAGAGGCGUUACAGAUGCUCCACCUGUGGGAAGAAGUUUUAUCAGAUUGGACACCUGAAGAAGCAUCAGUUCAGCCACACGGACGAGAAACCCUUCACCUGCAAGGACUGUGGGAAAAACUACACUUCGGCAGAGAGCUUCAGAGCCCAUCAGAUGGCUCAUCGCGGCGAGCGUCCGUUCUCCUGCCCUCACUGCGACAAAACCUACGGCCUGAAGCGGGACCUGAAAGAGCACAUGGUCCUGCACACCGGAGAAAGACCGCACACCUGUGAACACUGUGGCAAAGCGUUCGCGCGCCGCCCCUCCCUGCGCGUCCACCGCCUCCUUCACUGCAGCAGGAUGAUCUACACACAAUCUCCAAAGAUGCAGUGUAAACUCUGUCCCAAACUGCUGGCCAACCGCGGCUCCCUGAGGAACCACAUGAAGCUGCACACGGGGGAGAAGUCUCACAUCUGUCAGCACUGCGGGAAGGGCUUCAGCCAGAAAGGGAACCUGGAGGUCCACCUGAGAAUCCACAGUAAAGAGCGGCCGUUUCCCUGCCCGGAGUGCAGCCAGACUUUCUCCCAGAAACCCGAUCUCCGCCGGCACAUGUUCUCCCACACCGGAGGGGGUUUCCUCUGCAGCUUCUGUGGGAAGUCCCUGAGGGACCCUCACAGUCUGAAGUCCCACGAGAGACUGCACACUGGAGAGAGACCCCAUCGCUGCCCCGUCUGUGGAAAAGGUUACACUCUGGCCACCAAACUGAGGAGGCACAUGAGGGCGUCCCACCUGAAGGAGAAACCGUACAGCUGCUACUGCGGCGCCUCCUACACCGCGAGACAAAGCCUGCUGAGGCAUCAAGCUCUGCACAGGACGGAUGCGGGGGCUCCCGGGGAGGCCGAGCAGAGUCACGGGGAGGGCGUGACCAGCGGAGAGGAAGCCCCAGCAGAGGAUCUGAGGGCCUUGAGGUGCAGUCACCCCAAACCAACGAAAGGCAGACCCAAGAAGAACCCGCCCCUACAAGAGGCAGGACGGGAGGAGAGAGGUGAGGUGAAGAGGAGGAGAGGACAAGGAAAAGGCGAGGAGGAGGAGUCGGAGGAGGAGGAGGGGCGGUUUGAGAGAGUUGGAGAUGAUCCAGCUCCAGGGGAUGUCCAUCACGCCGUGGUGUACGUCCACACAGACGGCCUGUCAGCAGCCGCCUCCACCUCUCUGCUCAUCACCGCAGACAGCUCGCUCCCCGCGGGGGUGGAGCCCGAGCUGGUGGAGGUGGUGAUAUCGGAGGGCCCGGAGCAGUGCAUCGUUGUGCAGGGCCAGCAGGCGGUGGGAGAGCUGCUGAUCUUGCAGGAGGAGGACGACAGCGGCCUCUGCUCGGUGGCCCAGACCGUCGAGAUCAACACGGCGUAGCAGGAAACAUCGCUGGGGGACGUUUCCGCCAGGAUGAGCACGAACUCAGCCCAAGCUGGGAUGAAGUGAACCCUUCUUCCCGACCUACCUCAUCUUCACUUGUUCCGCUGAUGUAAUAUUUGUAAUCUCCGUUUGUACAACCUCUGUAGAGCAGAUGUGAACCAAUUACCUGCUGGAUCUACAUGAAGAAAUGGAGAGAAAUAUCAGUAACUGUAGCUAGAAAAGCUGUGCCGCCAGUCUCAUACAAAGUGGUUUUUUGCGCGCGUGUGUGUGUGUGUGUGUAUAAACUCUGCCCUGAACCCCUUCAAAUACUCCCACUUGGUGAUUAUUGAACAUCAGUGCUCCGUUUGAUUGUGAGCGGCUGACACUGACUCUGACAUUUACGGCUGAUGAGGCGCACUUAUGCUGUCAGAUUUCUGUGAAGUUGCUCUGAAAAUAUCUCGGCUUCACAUCAACUUUUCUACACGUUUCCAAUUAUUCCCUGGAGUUAAAGGAGACACAACAGCAGCACGCUCCCAAAUACAGCAGCUCUGCGCGUCGUCAGGCUUCAUGAAGCUGUUAAGAUUGAAUUUGUACCAGCUUUACUCAUGAAAUGAGACCCGUUAACUCCUCUACGUCUCCCCGACCGCAGAAUAACUAGAAUUACCUGCAGGUUUUUCUCUGACUCAAACUAACGGACUUCCAGUCUGUACAGGACAGGGAUUACUGCAGAAAUACACCUUCAUUUUGCUCAGGAUUAUCUGCUUUUCAGUACAAUUGUGCCUCAUCAGAAAAAUAAAAGACUUAAACGUUGGCAUGUUUGACCUGUCGUAAGCCCACCUCUCAAAUGCAGAUAGUUCCAGUAUCCCGGUGACCCGGACACCAGUUAUGUGAUGUCACAGGUUCAGCUAAGGACUGUUUUAAUUCAGAUAUUCAGCUGUCCAUCAAACUGUUUUCGAAACAGCAUACUAUUAGUGCAUACUGAUGUUUGCCAAAAUGUAGUACAUAGUAUGCAGGAAGUACCUAGAUGGUUUUCUACUUUUAGGGAAAUCUGAAGCGCCAGCUGACAAUCCUGCCUUGCGCAUCACAUGUCAUGACGCGGUGAAACACAGCGGUCACGUGACCAGCUUCCAGCUGUGGCGUGUCAUUGCUGUUUUACUAAUGAGGAUCUUUGUCUUGUGAUCCAGGUGAUCAGAACCAAGAAAUCUGCCAAAACAAAGGCAGUUAAUGACAUAAGCGUCCAGCCGUCUGGGCUUGUUCGUCCCGCGAUCCAACACUGACAGCGUCAUCAGGUCGAUUAGUAAUCAUCGACUUUGUCAAAUGAAAGAAAAAAGGCUUUUGAUUUCAGAAGAACGGCACGUUUCUCGUUCCUUUGCCUCGAGCAGUGUAGAAAAACAACCUGCUGCUGCAGGACUAUCUGCAGAAUGAAAUGUGUUUUUCUCUUUUAUCUAACCUUUGAAUCUCUGGAAAGAAAAUCAUGUCAACUCGAGAUCUGCCAAUAUUGUGUUUUAACGUUCAUUAGAAAUGAUAAAUAAAGACAAAAAUGUAUUUAUAUUGAGCGCUUGUAUAUGUGUGUCUGACAUCACUCAGCUCUGUCGUGUUUGGGGAGUUGCUGAAAGGUGCGGUGUGCUGUGACGUCACAGACGCGCAU
Messenger RNA from Cololabis saira (Pacific saury), 4184 nucleotides. It is a transcript of the gene znf408, whose product is annotated as zinc finger protein 408. The record is from RefSeq and is a predicted model, not a curated record. The coding region runs from base 161 to 2554 and encodes 797 amino acids. The transcript is spliced from 9 exons. NCBI's taxonomy places the organism in Eukaryota, Metazoa, Chordata, Actinopteri, Beloniformes, Belonidae. Gene Ontology annotation, cellular component: nucleus.